Molecule: messenger RNA, 1490 nt
Organism: Sphaeroforma arctica JP610
Lineage: Eukaryota; Ichthyosporea; Ichthyophonida
Exons: 12
Coding region: 147-1436 (429 amino acids)
Source: RefSeq, a predicted model, not a curated record
UAUUAACUCAUGCUUCGUUUGUCCUGAGCGCAUGUCCCAUCAAUGAUACGAAGCUUCCCAAUUCCGCUCGCCUCAAUACCAUUGUUUGUUUCAUCACUUUUUAAGUAUUCCGUCACUCACACAUUUUCUGGCGCUGAUACAAAUAUAUGUACAUAGUAUACGCUGGCCGUAGCCUACUGCUGGGUGUAGUGGAGCAUCCCAUUCAUCUAACGCUGAAAGCAGGAGCCGAGAAGAAGCAAACGGGUGAUUCAAUCGGCACCAGUAGACCUAUCUGGAACGAACAGUUGGAUCUCAACAUCAAGAAGAAAAAGCACAAUGAGCUGAAGAUAAAGCUCAUGGUGCGGACGGUCGCGCUGGGGGCCCUCCGCAUCGGAAUCGACACGCUGCCCUUUGAAGAAGGAGACCGAAAAAGUUGGUACGGAAUCUUUUCGGAAGAUGGAGAGAAGCUGUGCGAAGUUUGCAUGCGGAUAUGGAUAUCAGCACAGACCAGGAUCAAGCCCAAAUCUAAGAUGCGCUUACUUGCAUCCCCCCUCUCGUCCCUUGGGUCCAGGGGCAACUUCGAUCAAGACACCAGCCGCGAGUCUUUGGACUCGACCAGUAGCGUACACCACGCACCUAUCGCCCACACAUCCUCCAUGCUACCAUCCUUGGACAUUACCAGUUUCACGCCCACCUCUGGGCCGCCGGGGGGUAUCAUUGUCAUCAGAGGCGAUCGAUUGGGAAUGUCGGAAGGGGAAAUCAACACAAUCACCGUAGCCGGACACACAGUGGAGGAAUUCGAGUGGAAGAGUCGUGCGGAGAUUAGGGUGUCUACCUCGGAAGAAUCGGAGGGCGCUGGAAGGGUAGUGAUAUGGUUUAAGGACGGCGACUCUGCGACGUCCGAUACUAUGUACACGUUCACCGAACUGGGGGAGAGCCGCAAAUCCAUGCAGGUUGAGAUGGAGGCGCUGCAACCAGACAUCCAACAAAUCUUCCCGGAGAGGGGUUCGGAAGCCGGCUGCCAAGUGGUGACCAUUGACGGCGAAAGCUUGGGCAACAACCACGACGACCUCGUGUACCUGAGUGUUGCGGGGUGGCUGUGUGACCUGCAACAGGUGACCUGGAAGUCAUCGAAUUGUAUCAAGCUACUGACACCGCCUGGCUGCGGACGGGGCCCUGUUGUGCUGGUCACGGUAUCUGGCGGGCCAAGUACUACGCAAGUUGAAUAUACGUACUCGAAGAAGCCAUUGCCGCUGGAAGACAGAGCGGUCACAGAAUUGAGCAACUUUUCCGCGUCAGAACUGCAAGAGCUGGCGACUUGGCAAUCGGAUACGAUAAAAGACCUCAGGGAGUACUUAGACAAGUCGCGCCGUCAAAUGCAAAUGCUGGUGGAAAAGAUAGGGGCCGACCAUCCCGAGACAUUACUCGCUUUCACAGAAGGCGUGGGCAACUCUUGAGUAGAAGCAAGAUAAUUAGGCGUAAAAUACAAAUAAAUUAGAUAUCUUAGACGA